AUGAAGGAGUCGACAAUUGCGCUCCAGGCCAUUCUGCAGGCCUGCCUCUUCUCCAUCACCUCCGCAUCCCCCGCACCGACUCCGUACCCCAACAAGAAUGCCGUCGCCCCGCAAGACCCGGUCAUCACAGCCACCCCAGUCGCGCGUCAACCUUCUCCGAUCGUCGGCAGAGGCCUUCUAGACGACGUUGACUCCUAUAUCGACACCGUGCUUUCGGGGCUUGGGACAGAUCUUCCUUCGUGGGUUGCAUCAGGCGUGCCCGAAUUCUUCCAGGGAUUCCCAACUGGAGAUGCAGUUGCCAGUUCACUCGGCCUGGACAGCACAGACUUGGCAGCAUUGCCGACCAAUGUGCUUAACAUUGACCCUUAUGCGAAUUGGACCAACUCAGGCUGGAACGUUCGCUUCCACGGAAAUGUUUACAAGCAGCCAAACACCUCCGUCUCAGACUUGAACAAGUUAGCCGACGUCUUCCUCGUCAACACAAGCAUCUCGGAUCUUCCUGAAUCCCAGCAGGACCAGGCACGGAACCUGACUGCCGAGAUCUUUGUUGUUCAGCAACCUGAAGUGGCCGUGAACACGAUUCACCUAGAGCCUGCCCCGAGCCAGGGAUCCAGUGGACAACCUGGUGGUGGUGGGUCAUCGAACACAACGGGUGGCACACAAGACAUCACUCUGCCGUACAAUACCACGGUCGAAGGUGAUUUCGACGUCUUUAUGCCAAUUGAUAGCAAUGGCCUCACUGCCGGAAAUGAGACCUCGGAAAUCCAAAGGCUUAACACCUACGUUGGCGGUGCAACUAUCGGCAACAGUACCGCCUACCUGGUGCCUCCGACUGGAAUCACCAUCGUCUCUGAUAUUGAUGAUAUUCUUCGUGUCACAAAGAUCUAUGAACCUGAGCAAGGAUUGCUCAAUUCAUUUGCCCGUCCAUUCACUGCCUGGGAGAACAUGCCAGACAUUUACCGCAACUGGUCCAUCAGUGUCCCCAACAUGCACUUCCACUACUUGACUACCACCCCCGAGCAGAUUACCAGAAACUAUAUGCAGUUCAUCUACACCAACUACCCGGGAGGUUCUUUCGACACUCGCCCAUUGAACUUCAGCGACGUCUCCGCUACCCUGUCGAUCCGCAAGUUCCUACUACAAAAGGUUUUCGAAACCUUCCCGGAGCGCAAGUUCAUUCUGAUUGCAGACACGAGCAACAGCGAUGUCAUGAAGGACUACCCAGAAAUGGCCACCGAGUUCCCUGGACAAGUCCAAUGCAUCUGGCUCCGCAAUACCUCCGCCACUGACUCGGGCGACAAGUUCCCAUAUGACACAUCCGGCUUCAAAAGCUUGAACCAGUCAAACUAUAUGUUCUUCUUGAACCCCGAUGACCUGACCAACUUGGACGUUGCGAAUGGAGAGUGCUACAAUACCUCCAUUGCGCAGAACUUGACCUUCGGUUAUCAGGGACUUCCAUAUGGAUUGGGAGCUACUCCCACCUCGGUCAAUGGCUCGGCAAAUCACACUGGGGCCGGGAUUGCAUUGACACCGAUGGGAUCAGGUGGUGCGCAAAGUUUGAUCGCAUUGGUCGCAGCGAUAUUUGCGGCCACUUUCAUGUUCUUUUGA
This is a messenger RNA of Penicillium pulvis, 1608 nucleotides long. RefSeq names its product phosphatidate phosphatase App1 family protein. Gene Ontology annotation, cellular component: actin cortical patch. The transcript is spliced from 2 exons. The record is from RefSeq and is a predicted model, not a curated record. NCBI's taxonomy places the organism in Eukaryota, Fungi, Ascomycota, Eurotiomycetes, Eurotiales, Aspergillaceae. Gene Ontology annotation, molecular function: phosphatidate phosphatase activity. Bases 1 to 1608 code for a protein of 535 amino acids.